AUGGCAAAGGCUUUAAACAAUAUGGGAAUGUCAAUAGUGGAGCCGCAUGAAAGAAUACGUUUCCUCUCCAAUCACGGAAAUAUGAUUGAAGUGGACGCUAAUAUGCCAGUUACACGAUACUAUCGUUCCGGCACAGAAAUGCUUCGCAUGGCAAAUGUUUACCUUACCGAGGGUAAUCAUGAAAACGCAUUUAUUUUGUAUAUGAAAUAUAUGACGCUAUUCAUAGAAAAAAUACGCUCCCAUCCGGAAUAUCCAAAAAUUAAAUCCGAGGUAAAAUUAAUUAACAAACGUAUUAAGGAAGAAAUUAUGCCGACAACUGAGAAGUUGCGAGCCAAGCUACUCGAUCGCUAUCAAAAGGAAUAUGAACAGUUUCUAGCGAAUAAGGAGGCCGAGAAAGCGCGAGAAUUAGAGCGUGAGCGUCAGAAACGUGCUGCGGGUUCUGCCGGCGGAAGUAGCAGUGGUUCAGGAGCAUAUAUACCAACUAACCUACAUGUGCAAAUAGAUCCGGGUAUGCACCCCAGUGCACCCGACUUGGGACUACUUGAUAAGGUAGUUUAUCCUAACGAUUUCCCCGCUAAUACGAAUCGUACAAGUUUGCCUAAUUCAGGUCUGCUUAUGCCUGGCGAUUUGGACAAAGAAGGCGGAAAAUCCAUCAGCAAGCCACCCAGUUUCGAUCGCAGCCAAAAGCCUCAAUACGAACGUUCUGAUUCUCUACUGGCGGGCUCAUUGAGAACAGUCGUCAUACCUGAUAAUACAAUGGAGGUGUUCUUGCAGCUAGCGCAAGGCAAUACAUGGAAAAACAUCGAAACUUGUGGUAUUCUAGCUGGACAUUUGGCGCAGAAUCGUUUGUUUAUAACACAUGUCAUAAUACCAAAGCAACAGGGCACGCCUGAUAGCUGUAAUACAAUGAACGAGGAAGAAAUAUUCGAUGUACAAGACCAGCAAAAUCUUAUUACGCUCGGUUGGAUUCAUACUCAUCCCACCCAAACAGCAUUCCUUUCAUCGGUGGACUUACACACGCACUGCUCGUAUCAGAUGAUGAUGCCAGAAGCAAUAGCCAUCGUUUGUGCACCCAAGUAUCAAACGACCGGAUUUUUUAUAUUAACUCCGGAUUAUGGUCUUGAUUACAUUGCUCAAUGCAGACAAACUGGUUUUCAUCCACAUCCUAAUGAGCCUCGUCUAUAUAUGGAGUCACAACAUAUUCAGCUGGAUUCACAAAAGAAGAUACAAGUGGUCGAUUUGAGAAGAUAGUAUGUAGAGUUUUAUGUUUGAAGAUGCCUUAUUUUAUAUGGUAAUGCAGUGGCAGGGAAAGGGUCGCUGAGCGAAUUUAAAUCAACAAAUGUGAAUGACAUUACUGACCGUUAUUUAAAGAAAAAAUAUGGUAAUAUCAAAUGAGAACUGUUCUAUGAAAUCGCAAACAAAAUUACCAACUUAAAUUAGUAAAUAACGGAAAAUAAAUUAAGGAAGAGUAAAUUUAUUGUUCGACGAACUUAAUAAACCUAAACUGAUUCAAAAAAUCACUUACAGCUUUGGGAAAAAGGUUAUCAGAAAGUAGUAUAAAAUACCUUACUAUGGCGCAUUUAAUAAGCGCUGCCAGCAUAAAUACAUAUGUAUGUUUGAGGGAAGAAAAUGUAUUUUUGAAAAAUGAAAUAGUUCCUUUGUAAUAAAUCGAACAAAUAUGCAUACAUACCAACACAUAGUAUAUGCGCACUUUAAAGCUUUUGAGAAUUUGCAGUUGUCGGAGCAAAGCAUAAAUUACUUUAUUAUGCUGUAAGGCAAUAUUUUUUUUAUAUACAUAAAUAUAUAAGAGCUCUUCGAAAGCGUAGAAACAUAUUUAUCAAAUUUAUAUUCGCUCCCAGAAAACUAUAAAUAUAUAUCUAGCAAAAGUAUUUUUCGAAAGUUUUUUGCUGAAAAUGAAAAUGAAUAGUUGUACAAGAAGUGAGCAUGUUAUUGACCCCUAUUUACUGCUUUGGCACUUAAAUUUAUGUUUAUUUAUUUGGCUAAAAAAA
Ceratitis capitata (Mediterranean fruit fly) is the source of this 2009-nucleotide messenger RNA. RefSeq names its product STAM-binding protein. Gene Ontology annotation, molecular function: K63-linked deubiquitinase activity; protein binding; metal-dependent deubiquitinase activity. Gene Ontology annotation, cellular component: membrane; endosome. The record is from RefSeq and is a predicted model, not a curated record. NCBI's taxonomy places the organism in Eukaryota, Metazoa, Arthropoda, Insecta, Diptera, Tephritidae. Gene Ontology annotation, biological process: protein K63-linked deubiquitination. Bases 1 to 1251 code for a protein of 416 amino acids. The transcript is spliced from 6 exons.